UUCGAAUGUAUAGAUAAACAAGGUCGUCGCCCUUUCCUUACUCUCCAGAGCCCGUCUUUCAAGAGCAUCUACGAACACAAUACAACUGGCAACCUGACGAUUCACUUCCAACUUCACAAUGCUUUCUAAUUCCAGAUGGCGUGAUGUCACGCCGUACCUACUGUACUGCACCUUCUUCUUCGCUUGGGGAGACAUGCUCUUCGGACUAGACACUGGAUCCUUUGCAUCCAUCCAAUCUCUUCCGUCGUUUCUGUCCGAGUUUGGGGACCGAACGCCCAAAGGAACCUAUGCCCUACCGACUUCUCGGAAAUCGAUCAUGAAUUCCAUCGUGUUUUCGGGGAAGCUUCUUGGAACAAUGUCUUUUGAGCCCAUGGUGGAGAGGAUUGGGUAUAAAUGGACCAUCUAUGUUGUCUGCGCAAUGCAAUCUGUUGCCGUCAUCAUCCAAAUGACUUCCCACGAAUGGGUCCAAUUCACCAUUGGACGCAUUAUCGCAUACUGUGGUGUUGGACUCGUGGAAAACGCCGUCCCAUCGUAUCAAGCCGAGAUCGCGCCAGCCUCUCUUCGAGGAUUCAUUUCUGGCAGCCUCAUUUGCCUUGCGACUCUGGGAGCUAUGUGGGGUGCAGGAAUGGGCCAAGCCAUGUCUGGAUACACCACACGGGCAGGGUGGCUUAUUCCAGUUGGUGUUCAGCUCAUCCCGGCCGUCAUUCUCCUGCUAAGUGUUCCUUUCACAGUCGAAUCACCGCGUUGGCUUGUCCUCCACAAUAAGAAAGAACGGGCCUUGCAAAAUCUGAACCGGCUUCGGCCCAAGAACAUGGUGGAGAACGGAGCGACAGCCGCCGAGAUCGAUGCCAUCGACUAUGCCAUCGAGUCCAGUCAUGCCGAAAAGCAGGGGUCCUGGCUUGAUCUAUUCCGCGGCACAUACCUGAGGCGGACAAUCAUAUGCUCGCUCCUUUUUUGGUUCCAUGAAAGCACCGGUCAGCAAUUCGUCAACUCGUACGGUCCAACGUUCUUUAAACAGAUCGGCCUCGGAUCCGCCGCCUUCACUUACUCGCUCGUAGCACAAGCAUGUGGGGUGGCAGGCGCUCUCAUUUGCAUCCUCGUUGUCGACCGGGUUGGUCGCCGACCGAUACUCAUUACCGGACAGGCCUUGGCCGCUCUGUUCAAUUUCCUUGUCGCUGGUUACGGGUCGAAACUUCACCCGACUACAGCGCAGGGCAACCUGGUGAUCGCUUCCAUCAUUCUUCUCUUUACCGCCUGCAAGUUCUCAGUCAACACGCUGGCAUUCUUGGCGGUUGCCGAGAUUGGGGGUGUCAAAAUGAGGAAGAAGAUCUUGAGUUUCGCUACCUCGGUCGACGUGCUAUCUGCCUUCAUCGUCACAUUCUGCAUCCCAUACCUCCUAGGCAGCCCUGGGGCGAAUCUCGGUCCCAAGCUCGGCUGGCUUCUUGGAGGCGAUUCGAUCCUCGCGGUUAUAUUCGCCGUCUUUUUCUUCCCCGAGCUAGCCGGCCGGUCUCUCGAGGAGGUGGACGAGCUCUUUGAGGCCCGCCUGUGGGCUUGGCAGUUCAAGUUUUACGAAACCAGUGGCAUUGGUCGUCGGAUUGCUGUGCUUGAGGAACACAACACAAAUGAAGAAAAGGUCAUCAUGGUCGAGCAACUUGAGAAUGUGGACAACAAUAACAAAAUUCCGGAUACGGGGGCUUGAACACGAUUUUCCGACGCGACAUUUCGGGGAAGAUGAG
Cladophialophora immunda is the source of this 1736-nucleotide messenger RNA. RefSeq lists its product as uncharacterized. The record is from RefSeq and is a predicted model, not a curated record. Gene Ontology annotation, molecular function: carbohydrate:proton symporter activity. Gene Ontology annotation, cellular component: membrane. The transcript is spliced from 6 exons. NCBI's taxonomy places the organism in Eukaryota, Fungi, Ascomycota, Eurotiomycetes, Chaetothyriales, Herpotrichiellaceae. Gene Ontology annotation, biological process: transmembrane transport; carbohydrate transport. Bases 119 to 1699 code for a protein of 526 amino acids.